AUGGUAGACACAAGCAAGGCCAAGGAGGUCCAGCAUGACAAUAUCGAGACGCUCCUAGCGUGGCUGGGGACGUUCAAGGGCUUCCACAACAAGCUCGCCUUAAAGGCUGCCGACGAUGCCGGCCGUGGUCUCUUCGCAUACAGCCAGUCUAUUAGUUCUGGAGAGCCGAUCUUGGUUAUUCCUGCGGCGUCGCUGCUCAACCCCCUCACCCUGGCCAAGUCAGCCUUGAACAGCAUCCCAGCGCAUCUGUUCCCGGCGCCCGCAACCGCAUCACCACGCCGCUCGCCCAACGGUACCGCAAGAUUGACUACAACCCAGCUCCUCACGCUGCAUCUCGCGCUCACGCGCGACCCGCUCAAGCGCCACAAGUCUGAGUGGCAGGUGUUUAUCGACACGCUCCCCGAGUUCCGCCCUCUCCACCCACUCACGUGGGUUGUGCCGGACCCGGACAACGAGGCACCCGACGCCUUCUGGCCCGCGCUCGAGCAGUGCCUCUCUGAGAGUGUGAGGAUCAAGAUCGACGCUGUGCGCCGGCGCUACGAGGCGGACAAGAAGCUGCUGCGCAAUGUGCUUGCCACUGAAGAGCCGUUCAAAGCACAGAACCUGGGCAGCCUAAUCUCGGACGAGACACUGCUGUGGGCUUGGCUCAACGUCAACACACGCACGGUUUCCACGCCGCUUGGGCUGGCCGAGCCGUCGUCGUCGAGGUGGACGGUGAACAACCACUCGUUUGUGCCACUCCUCGAUAUGAUCAACCACACUUCGUUACCUGGUACCGAGUGCCCAAAACCCGAGCCCAUGCCGAGCACCAGCGUCACCAAGCGCGGCGCGCGCGCAGCCGCACGGCCAGGGAAGCAGCACCUUGUUCCAGGCAAGGUGGAUGUUGUAUUGUUCGCGCCGCACCGCGGUCUCGAGGAUGGCGAGCAGGUGCUCUUCCUUUACGGGGCGCAUUCCAACGCAACCCUCUUCGCCGAGUACGGCUUCACGGAAAUUGACCUCUGUGUUAGUCCUUUGACAUGGCCCAACGACGACAUCGAUGUUGGACCAUGGGUCGAGGCGCUGUGGAAGCAGGACGGGAACGACGCGAAGAAGGAGGCGCUCCAACACGCCGGGAUGUGGGAUCACAAUCGCCUGGCUGCGAACGGCGGUGAGCCGUGUCCCUCCGUGGGGCUCAUGACGACGCUGUGCGUUCUCGCGUCGUCCGACGACGCCGUGUUCACGCCACACAACAUGCACGCGCGCAAUUUCUCGCGGCCGACCAAGAUGGCCGCUCGGCGCAUGCUCCAGCGUAUCUGCGAAAGCGUGCUCGCCGACGCAGCAGACUGCAUCGAGGAACUCGUGGAGGUCGGCCCCUCGGCGGGCAAGGACCAGGAGAAGGUGUUCGCCGUCAGCGUCGUCCGCGGUCUGCUUCGUGAGGAGGAAGUUAUCACACGCAGUAUCCUUGAGACGUUGCAGGGUGGCAGCUCGAUCCCGGGCUUCUAA
Molecule: messenger RNA, 1482 nt
Organism: Cutaneotrichosporon cavernicola
Lineage: Eukaryota; Fungi; Basidiomycota; Tremellomycetes; Trichosporonales; Trichosporonaceae
Exons: 3
Coding region: 1-1482 (493 amino acids)
Biological process (GO): peptidyl-lysine trimethylation; peptidyl-lysine monomethylation
Molecular function (GO): protein-lysine N-methyltransferase activity
Source: RefSeq, a predicted model, not a curated record